AUGGCCGCCUCAACAGAGAGGAAGUCAGCCUCCUGGUGGAAUUAUUUUUUCCUUUACGAUGGUUCCAAGGUGAAGGAAGAAGGCGAUCCGACGAGAGCUGGCAUUUGUUACUUCUAUCCUUCCCAGACCCUGCUUGACCAACAGGAGUUGCUCUGUGGCCAGAUUGCUGGCGUGGCCCGCUGUAUCUCUGACAUCUCCGGCGCUCCUCCUACCCUCAUUCGGCUGCGGAAACUGAAGUUCGCCAUCAAGGUGGAUGGAGAUUACCUUUGGGUGUUGGGCUGUGCUGUGGAGCUCUCCGAUGUCAGCUGCCAGCAGUUUCUGCACCAGCUCAUUGGAUUUUUUAACUUUUACAACGGACCUGUCUCUCUGGCUUACAAGAAUUAUUCUCAGGAGGAACUGAGCGCCGAGUGGGACACCUUCAUUGAACAAAUUCUGAAAAACACCAGCGAUCUGCAUAAGAUCUUCACUUCCCUCUGGAACCUGGACCGGACCAAAGUGGAGCCCCUGCUCUUGCUGAAGGCGACCCUCAUCCUGCAGACCUGCCAGCGCUGCCCUCACGUGCUAGCCGGCUGCAUCCUCUACAAAGGCCUGAUCGUGAGCACCCAGCUCCCGCCCUCCCUCACGGCCAAGGUCCUGCUUCAUCGAGCUGCACCUCGGGACCAGAGAAUACCCACCGGAGGGCAUGCCCUGCAGGAGCGUGGAGCCGUCCUGCCCCCGAACGUCCACGUCAUGCCUGUUUUCGUGACGGAGGAGGAAGCCGCCGGUCUCCAUGAGUGUCCAGGGGAGCCCGUGGCCAGCCCGCCCGCAUCUCCAGCCGGACUCCAGGGGCGCUCGGCUCGGCACCCUCGGAGGGGUGGCAGCCCCUCUGCCCUGAAAGAGGACAGGCACGAGGAAGCCGUGGCCUGGCCGUGGGCGGCCGCCCCUGAGCCCAGGCCCGCUGACGCCGCCCGGCCACGGGGCGGGGGGGAGCGUGGACACCUCUCCGACCGUGACCUGGAGGGCAUCCGGCCUGCAGACCCACAGGCCACUGCCAGGGGCCAGAGUCCUGGCCGCCGCCGCCCCCCGGGGGCAGUGACGGGGCACGAGGAGCUGGACUUGUCUGAGAUCCACAUUCCAGAAGCUCGGGAGACGCCCACAGCCCCCGGUUCCCCUGCCGUCUCCAAUGGGCGUGUCCCCGAUGGCGGUGGUCCUUGUCCCACGGAAUCUGUUAGCAACUCUGUCCACGCCGAACCCUCGGAGGCCCUGCCUGCGGGCACAGCCAUCGCCGGCCUCCCCUCUCCCUCCGCUCCCGACGCGCUCACCGGGAAUGGAGCCCCAGAGCAGCACGAAGACUUCCCUGGGGGCAGCAGCUGCGCCCCCGUCCUUAGGGGAGACCCCCUCCCCAGAAGUACAGGCAGGCCAUCGCCACCGCCAUCGCCGGAUUCAAGGCGGAGGGGAACUGAGCUUCCGGAGCGGGGAGAAGGCACAGAGCCGCGUGGGGAUGGGGCUCGGGAGAGCCGCCCAGCCCCCGGCCUGGGGUGCCCCUCGGGCUGUGCAGACCUUCCCGACCACAGCCCCUCCCCAGACAGCUCGGACCCCCGGGCAGCCCCAGCACCCCGGGGAGAACUGGUGCGCAUGAGCCUCUACACGCACAGCGUCAAAGGGCUGGUGCUGGCCCUGCUGGCCGAGGAGCCCCUGAUGGGAGACGCCGCCGCCAUCGAGGAGGUGUUCCACAGCAGCCUGGCGUCCCUGAACGGGCUGGAGGUCCACCUGAAGGAGACGCUGCCCCGGGACGAGGCCACCUCCUCCAGCAGAACCUACAACUUCACGCACUACGACCGCGUCCAGAACGUGCUGACAGCCAACCUGCCCCCGGUGGCCGCAGCCCAGGACCGCCGCUUCCUGCAGGCCGUCCGCCUGAUGCACGCAGACUUUGCCCAGCUGCCCUCGCUGUACGAGAUGACCCUCCGAAACGCCUCCACGGCCGUGUACGCCUGCUGCAACCCCGUCCAGGAAACCUACUUCCAGCAGCUGGCGUCGGCCCCGCGGACCUCCGGCUUCCCCAGCCCCCAGGACACCGCCUUCUGCCUCCCGGGCAAAGCCAAGCAGAAGCUGCUCAAGCACGGGGUGAACCUACUGUGA
Pipistrellus nathusii (Nathusius's pipistrelle) is the source of this 2121-nucleotide messenger RNA. The record is from the annotation of a GenBank genome assembly. Lineage: Eukaryota; Metazoa; Chordata; Mammalia; Chiroptera; Vespertilionidae.